AUGGUGCGUGCUUACCGUGAAAAAAUAGACAAGGAGCUGGUGUGUCAGGAUGAGCUGAGCCUGCUGGAUAAAUACCCAAUCAAGAAUUGCCAGGACAGCCAGUAUGAGAGCAAAGUGUUCUACCUGAAUAUGAAAAGGGACUAUUACCGCUACCUGGCCAAAGUCACCACUGGAGAGAAGAGGGCGACCUUCGAGGAGUCAUCUGAGAAGACAUGUAGCAAAGCCCAUGAGGUCAGCAAAGGGCACACGCAGCCCACUCACCCCAUUAGAUUAGGCCUGGCCCUUAACUACUGCGUUUUCUACUAUGAGAUCCAGAAUGCCACAGAGCAAGCCUGCCACUUGGCCAAGACAACUUUCAAUGGCGCCAUUGCCAAGCUUGACACUCUCAGUGGAGACUCCUACAGGGACUCGACGCUCAUCAUGCAGCUCCUCGAGACAACCUAA
Molecule: messenger RNA, 444 nt
Organism: Aethalodelphis obliquidens (Pacific white-sided dolphin)
Lineage: Eukaryota; Metazoa; Chordata; Mammalia; Artiodactyla; Delphinidae
Product: 14-3-3 protein gamma-like
Exons: 1
Coding region: 1-444 (147 amino acids)
Source: RefSeq, a predicted model, not a curated record